AUGUCGCGACUCCUGGAUCCUAGCCGGGCUGCUUGGCUGUAUCCUUUCUGGGGAAUAUACUAUUUUGUAUCAAAUCGGUUCCUAUGGCCUCUCUUCAAGGCCCGCCUUCUCCCCAUCGUCCUUCUUUCGUCCUUCAUAUACUUCAUCCUGUUCUUUUUCACCUACCUGCCCCAGGUUGCCUUCCUUGCCAUCUUCCAGGGUAGCUCGGCAUGGGUAAGCGGCGCAUUCCUAGUGCUUGGUGAAGGAGCAGCGAUCGUUGCCGCACUCUUCGAGGCAUUCUUUGUCGAUGAGACGCUAGUAGAUAUCUUUGAUGCAGUUUUGGUAAAUGAGGGCCAGGAAGAGCUUGUUACCACUUCGCGGGUCAUUUAUCCCGAGCCCGGCAACCCGGCCAAGCGUCUAGGCACGCCGACCACCAGUGCCGUGUACUCUCCAUUUUCAUUCCGGCAGAUCGCUGAAUUUAUCAUUCUGCUUCCGCUUAUUUUUAUUCCGGUGGCUGGCACUCCUAUGUUCCUAGUUUUGACUGGCUAUCGUGCCGGUCCCUUCCAUCACUGGCGUUACUUCCACCUGCUGGACAUGUCCAAGCAGCAGAGAAAGGAAAGUAUUAGUCGGCGUCAGCUGCAGUACACUACCUUUGGAACGGUGGCUCUGGUCCUCCAAUUGAUUCCUCCUUUCUCAAUGUUAUUUUUGAUGACCACAGCUGUUGGUUCGGCACUUUGGGUGACGGACAUCGAACGCAAGCGACGUGCUAUCAAUCAACAGUCCAGUCGGCUGGUUCGUGGGGUCUUCCCGGCAAUCUGCUCGAUGGACCUGAAAACAAGGCUGCGCAAGGCCUGCGAUGCCUGCAGUAUUCGAAAAGUGAAGUGCGAUACCGGUGGGCCACCUUGUCGGUCAUGCGCUAGCUUGGAUAUUCCCUGCACCUAUGAAAGACCAAGUAGACGCCGCGGGCCUCCAAACCGCCAUGCAGAGGCGUUUAAGAAACAAAAACGGGAACCUGAAGAUGCAGCGUCGCUGAGCCCGGCAGACUAUCCAUCGGCGACGACUCCCCUGGCAACGCAAUGCACCAACCCCCCAUCUGCAUCAUCCCCCCUUUCGGUGGAAUCAAUUUGUUCUCUGCACACGAUGCAGAUGUUGCUCGAUGACUUUUUUACUUACAUCCAUCCUUUGGUUCCAAUUCCACAUGAGCCUUCUUUUCGAGCAGCUUUUGAGCGCCGAGAAGAUGUCACUAACCACACAUUUUUGGCACUGUUGGCAUCAAUGAUUGGACUGCUCGUGGCUUCUUUUCCUCGACGACCUAAACUUCGGCUCAACACUGAAGCCGAACGCACCGCUUUCCCCAAUUCUAUAGCUCUAGUUAAGAGGUGCCUUGACGUUGCUAUUCAAGCUCGCGGGACUGGAUAUCUUGAUCGCAAUGCAACAGUCUACGACGCGGCAAUCAGCUAUUUUCUCGCUAUAUGUUCCGGCUAUAUUUACAACAUGCGCCGAUGCCGUGUGUACCUAUCGGAAUGCCGAGCCAUGCUCCAAGUGUAUGAUUUAUGUCGGUCUCCGACCACCAAUUGCCCGUCCUCGACACCAGGGCCCGUCAGCCCAUCAUCAGCGUCGGCAAUGGUGCACGAUAGAUUGGCACAUAAUUUCACAGAAAGCCAAGGUGUCGACCUCAUCACUCAAGAGCUAGGGCGGCGUUUGUUUUACGUCACUUUUGUCGGACAUCAGACAUUACACCAGCUGGGCUCUUCAGAUAUCAAGGUUCAUGUUCCCCCGGAGACACCGACGGACCGUUAUCCACCACUUCCACUGGAGAUCGACGAUGAAUUCUUAUUUUCAACACAUGUUGAGCCACAGCCAUCCGACCGAGUUUCACAGCUAGUCGGGUUUAACGCAAAUGUCCGCGUCUACAGCUCAUACACCACCUUACUAGCCUGGGAAAUAGCAUUUGGCAGCGGCCAAAUUUUCAAUUGGGAGCAUCAGCGCAACUGCAUUUGGGAUUGUCUCAAGCAAGCAAAAUCCACACUAGUCAAUGUUCCUGCUGAGCUGUCUCUUCGCCAUCCAAAACACAUAUCCCCGGCGGGCCUGUCAGGUCUUGGCGAAGAUGAGACGAUCUUUAGUUAUUCGAAUGAUCACAUCCACCAAGAACGACGUGCUAUACAGUAUGAGAUCCAGAAAGCCAACAUUUAUGCUAGUCAGCUAUGCACCAGGUCCUAUCUAGUCGAGAAGUACUGGAGCCUUUACGAAACUUUUUCAAAGUACGGAAAGUCACUUAAAUUCACGACCACGGCCAGCACAACACCACAUAUCAAAAUUGAAGGAGGACCAAAUCCGACACAGAGUGCGAGUGCGACUCCCACUGGCACAGCCCCAUCAGAAACCAACACCCAAGCUCAACCCCAUGCACACACAGACUAUAUUGACCGCAUGAUGGCCGAAGAGCGCAAGCUGGUCAUCAAAGAUCUCUUCGUGCUAUUACGAACAGUGAAUGAAGUGAAUAUGGAGCCGAACGGCGCAAGCAUUACUAGUAAAAUCCGGCAAGUAGCAUCCACCCUUCUCAAUCUCUCCCAUCGAAAUCAAUCCACAACCGAAACCCAAAACCCUACAACCGCUGCCGCCGCAUCACCAUCACCAACGGCCGCCCCGCCAGACCACCACAUCCUCACCGCCACAGAGGCGGAGUCCUACCUACACGCAUUCAUCGAGACACUUGUCCGACUAGAAUGCCAUUCUUCCAUGAAUGAUACGGCCAAUCCUGCCGACAGCGCCAGUCCGCAGAUGAACGGCCGCGCUAUGAGCUAUUUGAGUGAUUAUGAGCGGGAUCAAGAAGAGCUGAGCCAGUGGGCGAGCUUGAAGGAGUAUCAGAAGAAGUUUGCGGACGCCGGCGGUUUUCUGUAUCAGUUGUAG
Messenger RNA from Penicillium griseofulvum, 2889 nucleotides. RefSeq names its product Transcription factor. The record is from RefSeq and is a predicted model, not a curated record. The transcript has 6 exons. Bases 1 to 2889 code for a protein of 962 amino acids. Gene Ontology annotation, cellular component: lipid droplet; ascospore wall; prospore membrane. Gene Ontology annotation, molecular function: DNA-binding transcription factor activity, RNA polymerase II-specific; zinc ion binding; DNA binding. Lineage: Eukaryota; Fungi; Ascomycota; Eurotiomycetes; Eurotiales; Aspergillaceae. Gene Ontology annotation, biological process: DNA-templated transcription; regulation of DNA-templated transcription.